Molecule: messenger RNA, 564 nt
Organism: Drosophila suzukii
Lineage: Eukaryota; Metazoa; Arthropoda; Insecta; Diptera; Drosophilidae
Source: RefSeq, a predicted model, not a curated record
AUGUCCCCUUCUAUUUGCUGCAGAUGCAACGAGGAGAUUUGGCCCAGGGCCAUCAAAAGCUUGGGCAAGUCGUACCAUCCGCACCACUUCACCUGUACGGAAUGCGGCCUAGUGGUGGAUCCUAAGCUGUUCUUCGCGGUGGCUGACGAGGUGGUAUGCAGUGAGUGCUAUCUGGGCAAGCAUGUCGCUCGGUGCUCCGCCUGCCGGGCUCAGAUCCUGGAGCGCGGCGUGGCCACCGGCGGGCGCAAGUGGCACGAAAAGUGUUUCCGGUGCGUGAGCUGCAGCAGACCGCUGAUCUCGGCGACCUUUUUCGAAAUUAACGGAUACCUCUUCUGCAAGUCACAUUUUCGGGAACUGUUUUCGUCCCGCUGUGCCGGCUGUGCGAAACCAAUCGAUGAACGAGCCGUUGUCGCGCUGAGCACCAAGUGGCAUUUGAAGUGCUUCAGGUGCCACGAGUGCCACCGAAAGAUCACCGCCUCUGAGUUUGGGAUCCACCAAGGACAACCCGUCUGCCUCGACUGCCAACCCAUCGAUCCGAGUCCCCAAAAUUUGUGUGCCUCAUAA